GCAAUCGGUACGUACUGGGCACCCUCUGGCAGUCCCCAGACAGCCCCAGACAGCCACCGCAGAUCUGUCAACUAAAGGGUUAUAUCCAAUACUUACCCCACAUCUGCACUGAAAUCCCACAGGAAUCAGCAGGAGCUCUGCUAGAGCACCUGAAAACGACCGCAGGAGUCCCGUUUGUGUACUUGAUCCCGAGGCGGACUCAGCGUUUCACCAAGGAGGCGAAAGGCUAAUCAAAAAUAGCUGCCACUCGCCGACGGAACGGUUGCAUGGCUUCGGUGUACACAUGAUCCAAACAUCAAGAAAUACAUAUGGCCUCGCCUCCGACUCUCCUGGCAGGGCCCUUUUUUACCUCUUGCACACACUCUCCCAACGUCUCUGCCAACACGGUACACCGUCGCAAGCGUAGUCCGUGCUGGUCAAGGGCCCCUUCAGUCGCUCCCUCUCGUCUACGCUCUCUAAUAUCAGACUUAGUCACCUCCCGACACUACACUCAUUUUUAAGCCUCGGCGUACCCUUGCCGGUUCAUAAUGCAUGCCCUUACUGCGUCGUUCGUUCUCUCCCUCAUGGGCUCUGCACUCGCCGCAACCGCGGCCGAAUGGAGAGGCCGGUCUAUAUACCAAAUAAUCACGGACCGUUACGCUCUCCCCUCCGGGGCAAAUACUAAUGCGUGUGAUCCUGGCCAGCAGACCUGGUGCGGAGGGACGUGGAACACCAUCCGUGAAAACCUGGACUACAUCCAAGAUGCCGGGUUCACCGCCAUCUGGAUCAGUCCCGUCUCCCAAAACUACGAAGGCCCGCGCACUGCGUACGGCGAUCCCUACCACGGCUACUGGGUCGCAGAUGCAACCAAGCUGAACAGUCGUUAUGGCACUUCUGACGAUCUGAAGGCGCUCUCUGAUGAACUGCACCGCCGUAACAUGUUUCUGAUGGUCGACGUUGUUGCGAAUAACGUGAUGGCAACAUCGACGACGCCUGAUUUGUCCACGUAUAUGUUCAAGGAUCAGUCUCAAUAUCACCCGUAUUGUCCCGUGGAUUGGAACAACAUCACGAGCAUUCAAGAAUGUUGGCUUGGCGACACCAAGGUCGCGCUGCCUGACGUG
This is a messenger RNA of Heterobasidion irregulare TC 32-1, 1100 nucleotides long. RefSeq names its product glycoside hydrolase family 13 protein. The annotation marks the transcript as partial. Gene Ontology annotation, biological process: carbohydrate metabolic process. NCBI's taxonomy places the organism in Eukaryota, Fungi, Basidiomycota, Agaricomycetes, Russulales, Bondarzewiaceae. The record is from RefSeq and is a predicted model, not a curated record. The transcript is spliced from 5 exons.